This is a messenger RNA of Manduca sexta (tobacco hornworm), 2084 nucleotides long. RefSeq names its product decaprenyl-diphosphate synthase subunit 2. Gene Ontology annotation, cellular component: mitochondrion; transferase complex. Bases 126 to 1325 code for a protein of 399 amino acids. Lineage: Eukaryota; Metazoa; Arthropoda; Insecta; Lepidoptera; Sphingidae. Gene Ontology annotation, biological process: isoprenoid biosynthetic process; ubiquinone biosynthetic process. Gene Ontology annotation, molecular function: prenyltransferase activity. The record is from RefSeq and is a predicted model, not a curated record. The transcript has 2 exons.
ACAAAUGACAUAACCGCAAAGCAAAGUCCGCAAGGUUCAACAUUGUUUUCUAAUUAAAUUCACAGUUUGUUAUUAAUUUGAAUGUGAGUGAUACAGUGGACAUUUUCUUAAACAUAAUAUCUACCAUGUCUUACGCCCUGAUACGCCAUUUACGUCGGACAGCGCUGUUAACGCAACAAAUGCGUACGGAAACUAUCGUGACCAACCUGACUCCUGAAGACCUGGUGUUUAAGCCUCCCCUAACGCAAUGGAGCAAAGUUAUACGAGAAGCGGAAAAGAUCGUGGGCUACCCUACUUCCUUCAUGAAUUUACGAUGGUUAUUAAGCGACGAAUUCGCUAAUUUAGCCAUGCAUUUAAGAAAAAUGGUGGGCAGUAACCAUCCAAUAGUAAAAACAGCGAAAAUGCUCCUAUACAACGAACAUAACAACCUUCAACCUUGGGGCCUCAUAAUCCUCCUUCUAUCAAAGGCAGUAAGCCCUCCGACCACAUCACUACUAAGCACAGAAGUGACGCAGAACCAGCGGAUUGUGGCAGAACUCACAGAGAUGAUACGGACAGGACAUUACGUUCACAGAGGGCUCCUGAACAUCCCUCCUCACGAUCGCUCCAGCGGCACCGAAUCAGCAAUGUUCGCAAACAAAAUUGCCAUACUAAUAGGGGAUUACCUUCUUGUUACAGCGAAUGGUAUGCUUGCCAGACUUAAAAACCAAGAUUUGUCAUACUUAAUAUCAACAGCAUUGAGGGAUUUGAGUGAAGGAGAAUUCUUUGGGAGGAGGGAUGAGCAAAACAUGCCUUUGCCUGGAAAACCUGUUCAAAAUAAUACAGAGAAGUUCCAAAUACAAAGUAAUACGUUACCAUUAAGUGUUAAAGAUACACUAGGCUCUCCUAUUCGCGAGUGGACAUUAAGGACUAUGUACAAUGGUGGUUCAUUGUUCGGUAGGGGGUGUCAGGGUGCUUUAUUACUUGCAGGACAUAGUGCUGAAAAACAGGAAAUUGCCUAUAAAUUUGGCUGUUAUCUAUGCUUGGCGUGGCAAGCUUUGGCUGAACUCCAAAAAAUCACAAGCAAAGAUACAUACUCUUUAGUCAGUGCGCCUGUUUUAUUCGCAAUAAAUAGUAAUCCAGAGUUAUAUAAUGUUAUAGAAAAGGCUAAAAAUAUCACGGAUAUUCACUUAGAUAAAUUUAGAGAAGAAAUAUUGAAGACAGAUGCUGUGGAACAAACCCAAUUAUUAUAUGCAGAGAAUGCGAACAAAGCUAAAAGCUACGUACAAACAUUUGGCAAUAAUACAUCUAUAGAUACGAUAAUACGAAUGAUAAAAACUUUAUAAUGUUAAAAUUAAUUAUCAGGGAUUAGAUAAAAAGAGAUAUGCUAUGCAUGUCAGUUGGAAAAUAUAUUUGGGAAUAUUUUUGUGGUUCAGAGGGUUGAAAAUUAGUCAAAUGUACAUUAAAAUAAUAUUAAGACAGUGGACUAUAAACCUUAGGGUGCUUUACCGUUCAUGACGUAUGAACUCAAGUGACUUGAUAAUUUUUGUAUAGACUGUCGCAUUGAGGGAGAGUGUUGAGGUGUCAUUUUGGUAGCCACGGACCUCUGUUUGAAUUCAGGUAUUGCAACAGACUUAACUGCACCAUAGGGCAUAAAAAACGGAGUGGUAAGCAAUUUUUGUACGCAAUCGCUGGUCUUUAGUUGCGCACGAAAUAACUUCUGGAAAUAGCAAGACAAUAAAAUAACUCAUCGAAAUGUAAAUACAGGAAUUGAACGAAAUAAGCGAAAUCAUAUACGUAACAUAACAUCACAGAUUUAUAAGAUAUAUCCGGCUCGAAGGAUCAUAUUGUCAUUAAUAUAGCGCUAACACAAAGAUACAUCCGCACCAUGCGCGUGCGCGUUUAAUUUAAUGCUAAGGCGGAAGUACCUUAAAAAUCACACGUCAACCAAUAAAUAUGUAAAUAAUAUAAGAAUUACCAGUAUUUUGUACCAAUCGGAGUUUGUUAACAAUUUUGUUUAGUUUUUUAGUUAAGUUUGCGAAGUUUUAUUGUUAUCAAAGUUACCUACUAGUUUUAAGUGGUAAAAUUAUAUUUUACAUAUCAAA